GAGAUUAAAGAAUAGAGACAAUGUGGAGGCAAAGAAGAAAAAAAAGGACAGUGUGAAUGGGAGUGUAGGACUGAUCCAAAAUCCCCCAUUUUUCCUUAAACCCUAAACCUUGACAAAACCUCACCGAACAAACCACCAUGAUAACCACUAUUAUCUUCCGAGAAACACCAAAAACUAUCCUAUACCAUCCGCCAUUUUCUCUUCUCUUGACCCGUUCCAUGGGAGGUGGGCCUCGAACCUUCCCUGGAGGUCUCAACAAAUGGCAAUGGAAGCGCCUUCAUGAGAAAAAAGCCCGGGACAAAGAAAAACGUCUUCUUGACCAAGAAAAGCAACUUUACCAAGCCCGCCUCCGCUCCCAAAUUCGGGCCUCCGUUUCGGACUCACCUGAUCAACCCGAAGGCCUAUCUCACUCCCCUAUGUCGCCCAAGGAACAUGUUAAGUUACUUGCUGAACGGUUUAUGAAGCGCGGUGCGGAGGAUUUGUGGAAUCACGAUGAUGGGCCAGUGCAUUCUUCCCCCAAGCCCGACCCAAUUAAGCCCAUUGACGCGCCUAUUGAUGUGAGGAAGUAUAUCAAGGAAAGAAAUUUGGAUGAUUAUAAGAAUUUGAAUUUUUCUGGUAAUGUACAGCAAAAGAGGGGCUUUUGUGAUGGGAAUUUGAUAAGUUUGAGGGGAUUUUUGGGAAAUGUACAGCAAAAGAGGGGCUUUUGUGAUUGGAAUUUGAUAAGUUUGAGUGGAUUAUUGGGUAAUUUAGAGCAAAAGAGGGGUUACUCUGGUAAAGUGAAGAAGAAAUUUAACUAUAAUAGGAAUGGGAGUUCAUCAAGUGAUGAUGAUGUAGAUAAUGUAAGGGUAAUUGGAAAUAUGAGGUGGCCACAGUUUACUCUUGAAGGAGGUCAAAUGGGAAGUGAAGAUGAGGGGGAAAAUAGUGGUGUGAAGAGUGUAAGAGGGUUCAUGGGGAAUGCCACAUUAGGAAAUUAUGAUGUGAAGGUAACAAAAAGGCGAACUUUGAGGAAUUUGGAGAAGUAUGCAGAGAUGGAGGAUCAGGGUAGUCUGACAAUUGAGGAGAUUAGGCAGGAGUUAAUUGAGCGUAAACGGGCGCAAGAGACUCAGGUGGAAGAGACUCCUGAAAUGAGUGAUCAGGAUGAGUUUGUUGGAUCUGGAAAGAGAUUUGAGGAUUGUGGCAUAUCACCCCUGACAGUUAAGGCUUUAGCAUCUGCUGGCUAUGUUAUGAUGACUAGGGUUCAAGAAGAUACUCUAUCUGUUUAUCUUGAGGGUAAGGAUGCAUUUGUUAAAGCUAGAGCUGGAACAGGCAAAACUUCUGCUUUUCUGCUUCCUGCAAUUGAAACAGUUUUGAAGUCUAUGAGCAGCAACAAAGCUCAGCGUGUGCCUCCUGUAUACAUUCUUAUUCUUUGCCCCACAAGAGAACUUGCUAGUCAGAUUGCUGCAGAAACAAGGGUUAUGUUGAAGUAUCAUGAUGGCAUAGGUGUCCAAAUGCUUGUAGGUGGCACACGAUUCAAAGAUGAUCAGAAACACUUGGAGUCAGAUCCUUGCCAGAUUGUGGUUGCUACUCCUGGUAGAUUACUGGAUCACAUUGAAUCUAGAUCAGGCAUAUCAGCUCGAUUGAUGGGGCUUAAAAUGCUCGUACUUGACGAAGCUGAUCAUCUGCUAGACCUUGGAUUCCGUAAGGAUAUAGAGAAAAUUGUUGAUUGUUUAUCUCGUCGACGGCAGACUUUACUCUUUUCUGCUACAGUCUCAAAAGAGGUCCGGCGGAUUUCUCAACUUGUUCUUCGAAGAGAGCAUUUGUUUAUCAAUACUGUGGAUGCAGAUUUUCCAGAUUCAAAUCCCAAGGUGAAGCAGUCUUAUGUUAUUGCUCCCCAUAAUUUGCAUUUCCAAGUAGUGUACCAACUAUUAAAAGACCAUAUUUCUAAAAUGCCGGAUUACAAGAUUAUUGUUUUCUGUACAACUGGAAUGAUGACUUCACUCAUGUAUCUUCUCUUCCAUAAAAUGAGGUUAAAUGUAAGGGAAAUACAUUCAAGAAAGCCGCAACUUUAUCGAACUCGCAUAGUCGAAGAGUUUAAGCAAUCAAAACAAUUGAUCUUAAUUUCAUCUGAUGUAUCAGCUAGAGGGAUAAACUAUCCUGAUGUCACUUUGGUCAUUCAGGUUGGAACUCCUACUGAUAGGGAGCAGUAUAUACAUCGUCUUGGGAGGACUGGUCGUGCAGGAAAAGGUGGUGAAGGCAUUUUGCUGCUUGCACCAUGGGAGGAACAUUUCUUGGAAGACAUAAGGGACUUGCCUAUUGAAAGGUCCUCUGCACCACCUAAUGACGACGAUACAAAAUCAAAGAUAGAGAAUUCAAUGGCAAAGAUCGAUGCCAGUGUGAAAGAAGGUGCUUACCAUGCUUGGCUUGGUUACUAUAAUUCUCUCCGGGAAAUCGGAAGGGAUAAGACAUCCCUUGUUGAGUGGGCAAACCAAUUCUGUGAGUCCAUUGGGUUGGAGAAACCUCCUGCUCUUUACAGAAAAACAGUUGUGAAAAUGGGUUUGAAAGGUAUAUCUGGCAUCCGUGUAAGAACGUAACACAUCACGAAGUUCAACGUGCUCCGCUAGACAGAUUUCUUGCCCUAUCGUCAUGGAAAAUAGGCGAGUUUUGUAUCGUUACACCAGUACUGCAGUUGAAGAUGGUUAGUAUAGCCAAGUUACUAAAUAGAAAUCCUUAACCCCAGCAAUACGACUUUGUUUGCUCGGAUAACUUGUUUGUUUACUGUAAGGCUGUUGGCAUCAAAUUGAAACAUGCAGCAUAUACUUGCUCAGGAACUACAAUCUUAGCGACUAUUCAGGCAAGAUUUUGUUCGUUUUUGUAUCGAAUUUUAUCUAUGUGUGUAGAUCGUAUUAUACAUUCUUCAGUUAAUGUUAGAUUCACUCCAUCUCUGUUCAUAAAUAUGUGAAUGGUGCCUUUUAUUC
Amaranthus tricolor (Joseph's coat) is the source of this 2954-nucleotide messenger RNA. RefSeq names its product probable DEAD-box ATP-dependent RNA helicase 48. The record is from RefSeq and is a predicted model, not a curated record. The transcript has 10 exons. NCBI's taxonomy places the organism in Eukaryota, Viridiplantae, Streptophyta, Magnoliopsida, Caryophyllales, Amaranthaceae. Gene Ontology annotation, molecular function: ATP binding; nucleic acid binding; RNA helicase activity. Bases 138 to 2570 code for a protein of 810 amino acids.